GCAAGGACACAAGCUGUCAGUCUGCGGUACACUGUGUUGUUUAUGGCCACAUGCGUCCCUCAGAGAGACACAGAGAACUUCAGCAACUGAAAUUAACCCUCCAGUACAGGACAUCUGCCCUUUUUUAAUCAAGACAAUGACAUCUCACCAGUUCUGAUAUGCAAGUCUGCAGAUUGAACUGCACGGCUGCAUCUGCGGGAUUUGUUGCAGUCAAAUGUAACAUGUUGACAUCUCUGAAUGGUUGGCAGCUCAUCUCCAAACCAAAACUUGCUUUCCUGUUUGAGAGUGCUUCUGUUUUUCCAAAGUAAACUGAAUUCAACCAAACAACAUGGAAUGAAGCACUAAUGUUAUAUCAAAAGGACUUGAUCUGCAUUUGGGAGAGCAGGACCAUUUGAAUGCCUCACUGAGGCAUCCAAACUGUCAAGCCUGCCGCGUCCAGGUUGAUGUUUCUCUGUGGUGGAAUUGAGGGAGAGCUGCAGCCUUGGAUCCACAGUGGAACCACAAUCCACCUGGGCACCCAGCCUAUGGGUCGGAGAUGCUCCAUGCCAGCAACUACUCCCUUGUGUUGUUGAUUCAGCUCAGUCUGCUCUCUUUUGACCUGUUUGUCAACUCCUUCAGUGAACUGCUAAGGACAGAACCUGCAGUCCAGUUGGUGCUUUUCAUCAUGCAGGACAUUUGCAUCUUAUUUAACCUGAUCAUCAUUCUGCUGAUGUUAUUCAACACCUACGUGUUCCAGGUUGGCCUGGUUGCCAUACUGCUGGAGCGAUUUAGAGCCCUGAUAAUGCUCUCCACUCUCUACCUGACCUUCAGUAUCAUACUCCAUUCCUGGCUUAUGAAUCUGCGCUGGCUAAACACAAACCGAUUUAUCUGGACAGAUGGUCUUCAGGUGCUGUUUGUGUUUCAAAGAUCUGCUUCUGUGUUGUACUACUACUUCUACAAGCGGACCGCAGAGUAUCUGGGGGACCCUCGUCUGUAUGAGGAUUCACCAUGGCUGAGAGAAGUGUUUGUUCGGUCCAGGCAGUGAUCUGCAGAGGAAUCUACAGAAUGAUACUAAAAGCCAUAGCUCUAGUGGCACAGUAAAGAAAUUACCCAUGAAUGAUGCUGAAAAGUUGUAAUCUCAACAAACUCUGACUGUUUUAAUUCACCUUUUUUUUAGGUUGAGGAAAAGAUUAUUUGGCAUCUUUUUAGAAUUUAGGAAAUAACUAAUUCACAAACUGGAAGAAAACACAAAUGAAAGCCUGAAAUGUAUUUAUUGAAACAUGAGAAAAUGUUCAACAUGACAGCCCAAAAAUAUAAUCCAUUUGACAUCUUCUUUCUCUGGAGAAUUGUGCCAAAUUUUAAGGUAUUUCAGGGAUGUAUUGAAAUUGUAAAAUUACUCACUAAACAGUGUAGAAAUAUCUUGUAAAACUUAUCAUAUUCAGUAUGUUAUAUGCUACUUACACAAUAGCUUUGUGUCAGAACAUAUCACAACAUAACUUUAAAUGCUAUCCUAAUGUUUAUGACCAUGUAUAAUCACAUAUUGCAUUGUAAUUUUCACAUUUCUUUUAUACAUGUUUGCAGAAUUACAGAAUCUCAGAUGUACAAACCAGAUAACUGAUUUUUGCAAAAAUAAAUUUCAUUAAACAAUGCUACUUUUUAUUUUCUGAAACUAAAUUUUUUUUGUUGCAGUCCUUUGAAAAAACUAAAUAGUUUUAUAUGUAUUUAAGACUAUUUGUGCUGCUCUGAGUUGAAUUUUUAUGGCUUGAUCAGCCCCCUUUUUGACACAUUCAUUUGUUUUAUUUCAAGAUGCAAUAAAAAUGCAAUAAAAUUUCAUCUGAAAUAUAUGUCUAA
Molecule: messenger RNA, 1830 nt
Organism: Xiphophorus hellerii (green swordtail)
Lineage: Eukaryota; Metazoa; Chordata; Actinopteri; Cyprinodontiformes; Poeciliidae
Product: transmembrane protein 138-like
Exons: 5
Coding region: 536-1024 (162 amino acids)
Cellular component (GO): cilium
Source: RefSeq, a predicted model, not a curated record